AGAAACACGUGCGCGCCCCCCUUUAAUAAGAUUCCACGAGCCGGACGGUGGUGGCGGCGGUGGGGUCACUGGGCCUUUUUGUUUCUCAAGUGGCCACAUUGGAAUAAAUCUCCUUCCCGGCUUUCGAGUGCUCUCGUCUGUGUAACCGGACUCCUGAGGACAGGUGCCCAAGCCUAGCUCGUCCGGACCAUUAGGGACCAGACCUUAGCGCGUCCAGUAACAACGAGUUACAGCUCCUCCAGCUUCCCCCGGGAACCGCCUCCACGGCUUCUGCGCACGCGCGCCCCCUGCUCCCCCGCCCUCGGGACGCCCGCAAGAGGACAGGCUAUUGGUGGAGCGCGCAGCCAAUGGGCGAGCCCGUUACUCGGCGGCCCAGCGAGCGGCGUAGGAGCGGCACUUGAGGCCUGGCAGCGCUCGGCGGCCUCCGGGGUCGGCACCAUGAGCUCCAUUGGGACCGGGUAUGACCUGUCAGCCUCCACGUUUUCUCCUGAUGGAAGAGUCUUUCAAGUUGAGUAUGCUAUGAAGGCUGUGGAAAACAGUAGUACAGCUAUUGGGAUCAGAUGUAAAGAUGGUGUUGUGUUUGGGGUAGAAAAAUUAGUCCUUUCUAAACUUUAUGAAGAAGGCUCCAAUAAACGACUUUUUAAUGUUGAUCGACAUGUUGGAAUGGCAGUCGCAGGUCUGUUGGCUGAUGCUCGUUCCUUAGCAGACAUAGCAAGAGAGGAAGCGUCCAACUUUAGAUCUAACUUUGGCUACAACAUUCCUCUCAAACAUCUUGCAGACAGAGUGGCCAUGUACGUACACGCUUAUACACUCUACAGUGCUGUUAGACCUUUUGGCUGCAGUUUCAUGUUAGGGUCUUACAGUGCGAAUGACGGUGCACAGCUCUACAUGAUUGAUCCAUCUGGUGUUUCAUACGGUUAUUGGGGCUGUGCCAUUGGCAAAGCCAGGCAAGCUGCAAAGACCGAAAUAGAAAAGCUUCAGAUGAAAGAAAUGACUUGCCGUGAUGUAGUUAAAGAAGUUGCAAAGAUAAUUUAUAUAGUACAUGAUGAAGUUAAGGAUAAAGCUUUUGAACUAGAGCUCAGCUGGGUUGGUGAAUUAACUAAAGGAAGACAUGAAAUUGUUCCAAAAGAUAUAAGAGAGGAAGCAGAGAAAUAUGCCAAGGAAUCUUUGAAGGAAGAAGAUGAAUCAGAUGAUGACAAUAUGUAACAUUUUCUUCACUAUCUCUUCUGUUUAACAUUUCUGUGACAGUUUCAUAUGACUAGCACCAUGGAUCAUAUAUACCCACUGACCAAUUUUCAUUAAAUUUUUGUCUUAUAAAUGUU
Molecule: messenger RNA, 1322 nt
Organism: Peromyscus eremicus (cactus mouse)
Lineage: Eukaryota; Metazoa; Chordata; Mammalia; Rodentia; Cricetidae
Gene: Psma3
Product: proteasome 20S subunit alpha 3
Exons: 11
Coding region: 439-1206 (255 amino acids)
Biological process (GO): ubiquitin-dependent protein catabolic process
Cellular component (GO): nucleus; proteasome core complex; synapse
Source: RefSeq, a predicted model, not a curated record